Molecule: messenger RNA, 2665 nt
Organism: Bombina bombina (fire-bellied toad)
Lineage: Eukaryota; Metazoa; Chordata; Amphibia; Anura; Bombinatoridae
Gene: NLGN2
Product: neuroligin 2
Exons: 8
Coding region: 61-2520 (819 amino acids)
Biological process (GO): postsynaptic membrane assembly; synaptic vesicle endocytosis; neuron cell-cell adhesion
Cellular component (GO): cell surface; postsynaptic specialization membrane; synapse
Molecular function (GO): signaling receptor activity; neurexin family protein binding
Source: RefSeq, a predicted model, not a curated record
UGUCAUUUAUCAUAGACCUUCCUACUGACCCCACAGCAUUUCAUUACUCUUUUUACCUCCAUGGCGCCAGAUCUACGUGCCCCACUGAUGCUUUGGCUCCUGGCCGCUUGCCCUGCUGCUGGGCAGAAGGUUGAUGAGAAGUACCCGAUGGUAAAUACUAACUAUGGUAGAUUGAGAGGAAUGAAGAAGGACUUAAAUAAUGAGAUAUUGGGCCCAGUUGUACAGUAUUUGGGGGUCCCUUAUGCUACACCACCCAUUGGAGAGAGGAGAUUCCAGCCCCCAGAGGCACCAGCAUCUUGGACAGAAAUACGGAAUGCCACAACGUUUGCUCCUGUAUGUCCGCAGAACCUACAUGGCAUGUUACCUGGCAUUAUGUUGCCACUCUGGUUCACAGAAAACAUGGAUGUGGUGGCAGGAUAUGUGCAGAAUCAGAGCGAGGAUUGUCUUUACCUCAACAUCUAUGUACCCCUGGAAGAUGGCCCUGAUUCUAAAAAAUUAAAUGAAGAUUUACCUGAUAAUGAAGGAAGUUUAGAAGAAGAUAUCCGAGACAGCGGAAAGAAACCUGUCAUGAUGUUCAUCCAUGGGGGAUCCUAUAUGGAAGGAACUGGGAAUAUGUUUGAUGGUAGUGUCCUUGCUGCUUAUGGAAACGUUAUUGUGGUCACCAUGAACUACAGACUGGGAGUGCUGGGAUUCAUGAGUACAGGAGACCAAGCAGCAAAGGGAAAUUACGGGCUACUAGACCAAAUACAAGCUUUACGAUGGCUAGAAGAAAAUAUUGGACAUUUUGGAGGGGACCCAGAGAGAAUCACCAUCUUUGGGUCAGGGGCAGGAGCUUCCUGUGUCAGUCUCCUCAUCCUCUCCCACCAUUCUGAAGGUCUCUUCCAAAAAGCCAUUGCUCAGAGUGGAACAGCCAUCUCCAGCUGGUCUGUGAACUAUGAACCCCUAAAAUACACCCGUCUCCUGGCCUCUAAAGUGGGUUGUGAUUACCAGGAAAAUUCAGAGACGGUGAAUUGCCUGAGAAGGAAACCUUACAGAGAUCUUGUGGACCAGGACAUCCAGCCAGCACGGUACCAUAUUGCUUUUGGCCCUGUGGUGGAUGGUGAUGUGGUGCCAGAUGAUCCAGAGAUAUUAAUGGAGCAGGGAGAGUUCCUCAAUUAUGAUAUCUUGAUGGGUGUCAAUCAAGGUGAAGGCUUAAAGUUUGUGGAGGACACCCUGGAGAAUGAGGAUGGCAUCUCUGCCAGCUACUUUGAUUUUACAGUGUCCAAUUUUGUGGACAACCUCUAUGGCUACCCAGAGGGAAAGGAUGUCCUCCGUGAGACUAUUAAAUUUAUGUACACAGAUUGGGCAGACCGUGACAAUGGGGAUAUGAGGAGGAAGACUCUUUUGGCUCUGUUCACAGAUCACCAGUGGGUAGCUCCGGCAGUAGCCACAGCCCGCUUCCAUGCAGAAUAUGAAUCCCCUGUAUACUUCUAUGCCUUCUACCACAGAUGCCAGGCAGAAGGGCGGCCAGAAUGGGGAGAAGCAGCCCACGGGGAUGAAGUUCCCUAUGUUUUUGGGGUGCCUAUGGUUGGAGCCACAGAUCUUUUCCCCUGCAAUUUCUCCAAAAAUGAUGUCAUGCUUAGUGCUGUAGUCAUGACAUACUGGACCAACUUUGCAAAGACAGGUGACCCCAAUCAGCCCGUCCCCCAAGACACAAAAUUUAUCCACACAAAGCCUAACCGUUUUGAGGAGGUGGUAUGGACCAAAUUCAACCCUAAGGAGAAACAGUAUCUUCACAUUGGACUCAAGCCUCGAGUAAAGGAUAAUUACCGUGCAAAUAAGGUAGCCUUCUGGCUCGAGCUAGUUCCCCACCUUCAUAAUCUAAACACAGUUCUACAAACCUCCAGCACAACACGGCUGCCACCCUAUAACCCACGUUGGUCAACUGGUCCAUGGACAAGUGGUGGUGGAAGCAGCGGGAGUACCACACGACGCCCCCAUGCCACUCUUCCUCCUGAUGAUGACGGAGAUGAAAAUGAGAAUCAUCCACGAUAUUCACCAUUUCCAGGUGACUCACGUGACUACUCUACAGAGCUUAGUGUGACAGUAGCGGUGGGAGCCUCACUACUAUUUCUCAACAUUCUGGCUUUUGCAGCACUUUACUACAAGAGAGAUCGACGCCAUGAGCUCCGUCAGAGGCGCCACAGUCCAGGAAGAGGUGGUGCCCCUGGAAACGAUUUGGCACACCAUGGCCCAGAGGAGGAGCUUAUGUCCCUCCAGAUCAAAAGGGGUGGAGGGGCCCCUGACCUUGAGCCUUUGAGGCCCCAUGACAUCCUACGUCCAGCUUGUCCCCCCGACUAUACACUUGCCCUUCGGAGGGCUCCUGAGGACGCACCACUCCCACCACCACCUCCACCACCUGCUUCUGUCAUGGCACCAAACACCAUCUCGGGCCUCCCCUCUUUACAUCCAUUUAAUACCUUUCCCACUACAGCCCACAAUAAUACCCUUCCUCAUCCGCACUCCACAACAAGGGUAUAGGGGUACUAAGUGACCCACCAACUCUGCCCACAUAUUGCCUCUGUCUCCCCCUCCUCUUAUGAACACCAAAGGAGGUGUUGUGGGCCCACCAUGCCCAAAAAAAGAUUUUGCCUCAUGGCAGGAGGAUGGGGGAGAGAUAAGGACA